Messenger RNA from Striga hermonthica, 1416 nucleotides. The record is from the annotation of a GenBank genome assembly. NCBI's taxonomy places the organism in Eukaryota, Viridiplantae, Streptophyta, Magnoliopsida, Lamiales, Orobanchaceae.
AUGGAUCCCGGCGGCGGCGCGUCACUGCCAUCGUCCUGCCCUGACGCUCGCAAACGGCGCGUAUCCUACUUCUACGAGCCGACAAUCGGCGAUUACUACUAUGGACAGGGCCACCCGAUGAAGCCCCACCGCAUUCGCAUGGCGCACAAUCUCAUCGUCCACUACUCCCUCCACCGCCGCAUGGAAAUCAGCCGCCCCUUCCCCGCCGAUUCCACCGAUAUACGGCGCUUCCACUCGCCGGACUAUGUCGACUUUCUUUCCUCGGUCUCCCCCGAUACGCUUCACGACCACACACACGCGCGUCAGCUCAAGCGCUUCAAUGUCGGGGAGGACUGCCCCGUUUUCGACGGCUUGUUCGAUUUCUGUCAGGCAUCGGCCGGGGGCUCCAUUGGCGCCGCCGUCAAGCUCAACAGGCAGGAUGCCGAUAUUGCGAUUAAUUGGGCAGGCGGGUUGCAUCACGCAAAGAAGAGCGAGGCUUCAGGGUUUUGCUAUGUCAAUGAUAUUGUGCUGGGGAUUUUAGAGCUGCUUAAAGUUCAUAGGCGUGUGCUAUAUGUUGACAUUGAUGUUCACCACGGAGAUGGUGUCGAGGAGGCUUUUUAUGUGACUGACCGGGUAAUGACGGUCUCGUUCCAUAAAUUUGGUGACUUUUUUCCUGGAACUGGACAUAUUAAAGACAUUGGGGUAGGUGCGGGGAAGUACUAUGCUCUUAAUGUCCCGUUAAAUGAUGGGCUCAAUGAUGAAAACUUCCGUUCUUUAUUCCGCCCCAUUAUGCAAAAAGUUAUGGAAGUUUACCAGCCAGAUGCUGUUGUUCUUCAGUGUGGGGCAGAUUCAUUGGCUGGCGACCGGUUAGGUUGCUUUAAUUUAUCAGUUAAGGGCCAUGCAGAUUGUCUUCGAUUCUUGAGGUCGUUCAAUGUUCCUCUCAUGGUUUUGGGUGGGGGAGGGUAUACAAUAAGGAAUGUUGCUCGUUGCUGGUGUUACGAGACUGCAGUGGCAGUUGAUGUUGAACCAGAUAAUAAGCUGCCUUACAAUGAAUAUUUUGAGUACUUUGGCCCGGAUUAUACACUUCAUGUGGAACCAGGCAAUAUGGAAAAUCUGAAUACAGACAGAGAUUUAGAGAAAAUCAGAAACAUGUUACUUGAUCAACUUUCAAAACUACAGCAUGCGCCUAGCGUCCCCUUUCAGUACAUGCCUCCAACCACAGAAGUUCCAGAAGAGCGAGAAGAUGACAUGGAAGUGAGACCCAAACCUCGUAUAUGGAAUGGCGAUGCCGAGUAUGAGUCUGAUGAUGAUGAGAAUGGGAAAUCUGCACAGCGAAGUUUGAAUGGUGAAGUUACAUAUGAAACAAGUACAGAUAUGAGGGGUAGUUCUGAUACCGUCAAGGAGGAGGAUAGGACUGAUAAACAGAAUCAAAGAUGA